This is a messenger RNA of Anthonomus grandis grandis, 1321 nucleotides long. RefSeq lists its product as uncharacterized. Lineage: Eukaryota; Metazoa; Arthropoda; Insecta; Coleoptera; Curculionidae. The record is from RefSeq and is a predicted model, not a curated record. Bases 66 to 1286 code for a protein of 406 amino acids. The transcript has a single exon.
AAGACAAUUGUCAAAAAUGAACUCAAAUUUCACAAUUGGCCUAAUCAAAUAUUUCUAGUAAAAACAUGGAACGAUUAUCCCAAACUAUAAAAAAGGGGUCUUCAACGGUACAGAUCCAAAGAAGCUCCAGCCUUCAACAACAACAAAAAUAUAGAACUCCCUCUGAAACUAAAUACGAUUCCAGUUUAAAAAAACGAUGUGAGCGAAUAAUUUACCGGAACAAAUACGAGAGGAAUGCCCCCGAAAUAUGCAGUUGGUGGUUCAAACUUUUUAAGAUAUUAGAAGAUGACGCUUCUAUUCCGCCCGAAGAGCAACUAUCAAUACUAAAAGAGUUGUUUGAACCUCCUUUGCUUGAUAAAAUUAUAGAAUUAUGCGGCAUUAAAGAGAGAAAAUAUAAGGAAAUGCCCUUUGAGGAACAACAAGAAGAUAUACAGGAUCAGGUGGAUUCUUCAAGCCGCAGCACUAAUAAAAGAAUCAUUAACAGUGUAAAAACUCAGUUCGAGGAAGAAGAUUUAAAGCAAGUCAAAAAGGAAAUGCAUGCUGAACAUCCCAAUUCACUAUUCUACUUGGAAAAACCAGUGGAGCAACGUGAAGAUAUAACAAGAUCUAAAAUGUAUAUAAACUUCUUCAAACGCAAACCGACUAGAGCGGCAGUUUGGAGACCUCUACCACCACCCUCCUUAAGCGAAAUGAAUUUAAGCCAAAAAGCCGAUUAUGUCACGGAACAGAUCGCCACCGACUUUAUAAACUGGCUAAGAGAUUUAGGCGGAGACGAGGAGCUAUCUUUAAGCGUACAGUCAAUCAUAGAGAUGUUCCAAAUCGGUUUUCAAGCAAAUACAGCCACUUCCUUAAAGGUUUGCUUGAAAGAGUUGGCCUCUAUACCAAAACGUGUGGCGGAAGCCAAACAAAUGCCCAAAAGGGCUACCAGAGCGGUUUUGCGUAAGGAAAUUCGAAAAGACAUUAAAGCCAGCAAGAAACAAACCACUUAUACCGCGUUCAGUACGUAUUUGCCGCCCGAUAUGCAAGUACGACCUCCCGCAGAGAGUUUUUACAAAAAAUGGAUGAGUUGCGAUAGAGUACCUGAAAAGUUGGCUAGUAUGGCCACGGUUUGGCAGGGAAUCACCCAUUUGAAGUCGACCAGGGCUUAUUGUGAAUUUUUGCUGGAAAGACCGGAGAUAAAGCCGCCAAAGUAUCUGUUCGAUUGUGGCAUGAUGGAGAUGGAAAAUCUGAUAGAUAAGGAUGAAGAUUUUGAGUCUCGUUCCUUGGAUUCGAUGGUUAGUGGAUAGGUUUUUUUUAAUAAAAAAUUACUUAUUAUUUAAAA